This is a messenger RNA of Diuraphis noxia (Russian wheat aphid), 591 nucleotides long. Its product is annotated as piggyBac transposable element-derived protein 4-like. The record is from RefSeq and is a predicted model, not a curated record. NCBI's taxonomy places the organism in Eukaryota, Metazoa, Arthropoda, Insecta, Hemiptera, Aphididae.
AUGAUAGAAUAUGAACUGGUACCUAUAUCUUCUAUCAGUUCAUUUAAAAAUUUGAUUGGGGCUUUAAGGUGUGCGAGAAAAAAUGUUCAUCAAAUUUGGGAUAAUUCUAGAGGUAGUGGAGUUGAAGCAUGUUAUUUAGCAAUGAGUGAAAAACGUUACAGAUUUUUAGUUAGAUGCAUCCGUUUUGAUGACAUAAAUAAUAGAAAUGAAAGAAGAGAAAUCGACAAAUUAGCACCUAUAAGAGAAGUAUUUGAAUAUUUUAUUGCGAAUUUUCAAAAUAAUUUUAUAGCAAGUGAAUAUCUAACAGUUGAUGAACAAUUAUUAGCGUUUCGAGGUCGUUGUUCAUUCAAACAAUACAUUCCUAGCAAACCGGCCAAGUAUGGAUUAAAAAUGUUUGCGUUAGUUAAUGCCAAAACAGCUUAUACAUUUAAUCUUGAAGCUUAUGUAGGUACUCAACCUGAAGGGCCAUAUAAAUGUAAAAAUUCUGGUGAAGAUAUUGUUUUUAGACUUGUACAACCAGUAGAAGGAAGUAACAGAAAUAUUACAGCUGAUAACUGGUUCACAAGUUUUCCACUAAUCCACUUUCUUUAA